AUGAAGCACCUAGUAUCAGAAAUAUCCGCCCGAGGUGCUGUUUCAGUUCGUAUCUGGCAGUUGGCAGACACGAUCAAUGUAUUCGAGAAAAAAUUAAAGUACGAGAUAUUAUGGAAACGAUAAGCAAACUCAAAUUGAAAUGAGCUGGUCAUGUGGCGAGAAGAACAGAAAACUGUUGGACAACCCCUCAUUACGUUCUGGACGCCCCAGGGACACACAGGGAACCAAGGAAGACCGAGGACGAGAUGGAGGGACGAUUUAGAGAGUUUGGUAAAACACUGGCAUCGUAUUGCGCAAAACGUGGUCCAGUGGAGGUCAAUAGGAAAGGCCUACGUCUAACGACGGACAUUCAAAGGCUGAAACUGAACUGAAACUGAAGGUCCCUGCUUAUUUGAAUAUGUACAUACAUGUAAAUAUAGUUUACUAAGGGUGCUUUGGCCUGGCGAACUAAUGGUACAAAAAUAUCAAUUUCAAUAAAGGAAAUACUGCAUGGCAUCGAGUUGUUCGUCUCCUCCUGACGAACCAAAAAGACCACACCCUACAAGCAGAGCCUGGCUUUGUCUUUUUCUUGAUCCGAGGACAGGGGUGGAUCUAGGGGUGCUGAGGCUGGGCACCCUCCCCCCCCGUCGAGAUGACCUGCGGCUUUCGUUCUGCAAAGUAAGCAGAUAUGUAUGAUAUGUACUCUCAGCAGUUCAAUUUAUGUUAUUGACUAGUCAAAAGCCUUCUUCGUAUUCGCUUUUAUGAUUUGUUUUCGUCACUAGUCAGUUAAGCCAUUCCUUAGUGGUGCACCCCGUCCUAAGAAAAAUCCUGGACACGCCCCUGGAUGAGGUGGAAAGAAGGUAAAAGCAAACUAAAAUAUUUAGUUAAGAGCAGCUUUUUAGUGUAAAUUUGGAUAUAUGAUGUAGUAACAAAUAAAGUUAAACAAUGGAGGAAAAUUAUUCGGCCUCGUUCGCCCUAAAAAAAUGGCUCGUGCAAAAGUUGCUGAAUGAGAACACAGGCUGUACUUAAAGGAGCUGUGUCACGACAUUUAUAUCAAAAUUCAGACAUUAGGAAAGAAAAUUCGCCCCAUGUAAGGGAAUCCAUGGCCGUCUUGGAUUCUGGAUUCCACGCACUGGAUUUCGCCGGGAUCUUUUGUCAGUGGAACUUGGAUUCCGGAUUGCAAUCGUUUUUGGGAUCCGGAUUGCUUGGCCUGUAUGCCGGAUUCCAAAGCCCAAGUCUUCCCUUUGCACAAGAAAAAUUACCCGGAUUCCCUUACAAUAAGCGAACCAAAUGGCACUUAAAGUGUUAAUAAAAGAAGGUUAAUUAACAAUUAUUGGAUGAGGCGGAGUAUCAUCUGAAGAAUUAUGGAGAUUGAGACUUAAACGCCGCUGUAAGAGCGUUGUUGUUGUAAAAGCUUUGUUUAUGUUUGAAGAUAGUGUUUCUGGGAUUUGUCGAGUGCUGUUCCACUACUGGUUGCAAGCUCAUCCAGAAAAAUAUUUUCCCAGCCAUUGUUAAAUACGACAAGCCAAAUUUCCCCGUUUUCUUGGCAUUUAAAUUCGCUGAUACAGCCGUUUUAUUUGUCGUUAAAAUGUCGUCUUCCGAAACUGUCCCGAAACGAAAGCCAUACAUUUUAACUCCCUUCCCAAAACAGCGAAUGGCUAAAGAUAAUCCGAGUUAUAUGCAGGGAGCCAAUCAAAACGUCCGAAAAUUAUUAUGCGCCGAUUUGGUAAAUACUAAUGACUGCUAUCGCUUUCGAUUCUUUGCUUUGUGCCCUCCAGGCUCAAAAUCUUGGAAUUUAUACAGGUAUAUAAAUUCCUCGAUGCACAAAAACGAAACUUGAAAGCAUAAUAAUGUUAUUUAAAACACCCAGGCCCCCGAUGUUCAAACGUUGGAUAGUGGUAUCCACCGGAUGAAAAUCUAUACUCUAUCCCUUGGAUAGCGCAAUUGGUUUUCCUAAUACUUAUAUCCACUGGAUAGUGAUUUAUACGGUGGAUAGCCCUAUCCAACUUUUGAACAACGGGGGACUAGAUGUCAUACAUCAUUUGGCGAAAUGUUCCUCCAAUAACUAAUUCAGAUCUAUGUUAUUUAUUUUAUUUUAUUAGCCACACAGUAAUAGAAAUUACAAAUAAUAUAUAUAUGGGAAAAGUAGAAAAAAGAAGUGGCGAGGAGACCUAA
Messenger RNA from Porites lobata, 2154 nucleotides. NCBI's taxonomy places the organism in Eukaryota, Metazoa, Cnidaria, Anthozoa, Scleractinia, Poritidae. The record is from the annotation of a GenBank genome assembly.